AUGCAGCUAUCUGCUUGCAAAAUAUCUGGUCUCGGCAAGGGCGGAAAGGGGCUGGGUAAGGUAGGUGCUAAGAGGCACCGUAAGGUCUUGCGAGACAACAUCCAGGGUAUUACGAAGCCGGCGAUCCGCCGCUUGGCUCGCCGCGGUGGGGUGAAGCACAUCUUGGGGCUGAUCUAUGAAGAGGCUCGGGGGGUGCUGAAGGUUUUCCUGGAGAACAUGAUCUGCGAUGCGGUGACCUAUACCGAGCACGCCAAGCGGAAGACGGUGACGGCAAUGGAUGUGGUGUAUGCCCUGAAAUGCCAGGGGCGCACCCUGUAUGGUUUUGGGGGCUGA
Messenger RNA from Terrapene triunguis (Three-toed box turtle), 333 nucleotides. RefSeq names its product histone H4-like. Gene Ontology annotation, molecular function: DNA binding; structural constituent of chromatin; protein heterodimerization activity. The record is from RefSeq and is a predicted model, not a curated record. The coding region runs from base 1 to 333 and encodes 110 amino acids. Gene Ontology annotation, cellular component: nucleosome. Gene Ontology annotation, biological process: nucleosome assembly. The transcript is spliced from 2 exons. Lineage: Eukaryota; Metazoa; Chordata; Testudines; Emydidae.